AUGAUGAGCCACGUGGCAUCAUGUGAGGGGGGCGCAACGGGCGCGGGAUCCGCCCCCGCGGGAUCGGGGGAGAGCGGAGGCGGCGCAACGGGGGAUAGCGGCGCGGGGAGUGGGAAGGAGGCGGUGAGAGCGAUGGGCGGAGCGGAUGGCGCGGAGGGGGAGAGCGCGCCAGGUGUAGGCGGAGCGGGACACCAGGCGGGAUCCGCGGCGAUCUUCCCGCUAAAACUGCUUCAGGUGCACGUGAUGUUCCGCCACGGCGACCGGGCGCCCAUGCCACGUGGCACGCCGUCAGAGGAGGAGGUGGCGCGGUGGGAGGCGAGGCUGCAGCCGCGUCCCCCAGCGCACGUGCUGCCGCACCGACAGCACACGCGGGGGAUAGAGUGGCCCUUUGGCCAACUCACCAGGAAAGGAGCGCGGGAGGCGGAGUCGCUGGGAUGCGCAUUGAGACACAGAUAUGCUGCUCUGCUAGGCCUCUCAGACACACACGGCUCUGUUACCAGUGCGGACGUGGCUGCUGCUGCUGCUGGUGGUGCUGGCAAUGGUGGUGUGGAUCCUACACAAUAUGCUGCAGUGAGUGAUGCUGCUGCUGCUCAAGGCUCCGGCACCCACAGCAGUAGCAAUGGCAGCAGCGGUAGCGACAGCGACAGCAACAGCAGCAGCACGGCGCCGGCAGCAGCAUCAUCUCUGAUUAGCAUCCGCUCUACCAACUUCCCUCGGACCUACAUGACCGGCUUCUACGUGCUGCAGGGGCUGCUGGGGUCGCAGGAGCGGGCAGCGCAGGUACCCAUUAAUAUAUGCGGCGAGGGCGAGGAGAACCUGUAUGAGAACAACCGCUGCGCCAGGGGUGUGAUGCUGUGGGGGCGUGCAUGGAAGGACCUUUCUCGCUCCACACGCAACCCCGACGGUUCUUUCUCUGAUCUUGGCUGGCGUGCUCAAUACCAGCAUGUGAGGGAGUCAAUGCGUUCCUUCUUCAACCUUCCUGAUGGCCGCUUCCCUUGGCUCUGGGCAGUGGACUAUGCGGACUGCAGGCGCCAUCACGGGGACCCGCUACCCCCAGCGCUCACCCCUACUCUGCUUGACACCUUCCGCUUCCACCUCGCGCAGGACUACAUGCGCACCUUCUCUCACCAGGAGAUCUGCCGUCUGGCCAUGGGUCCACUCCUGCACGAGGUGCAUGAGAGCAUGAAGGCCGCUAUUGCUCAAACUAACUCCACCAGCAGUGACACAAGCAGCAGCAGCAACAACAGUGGUGGUGGUGGUGGUGGUCUAUCCCCAUCAUCCCCACCACCUGCAUCAUCACCCCAACCACGCAUCUUCCUCUAUUCAGGCCAUGAUGCCACACUCAUGCCCCUCUCAGUGGCGCUCGGCUGUCCAUACCCCUUCUGGCCGGGCUAUGCAUCCUCCAUUGCACUGGAGCUCUGGGCAUCAAACGACAACUCCACUCACUACAUCCGAGUGCUCAGGAACUUUGAUGAGGUUGGUAUGCCCACGCACACACCCCCUCCUGGGGGCUCCUGGGCUGAUAUGCCUGCUGCUGCUUCUUCUGGUGCUGGUGGUGCUGCUGUUGGUGGUGAUGGCGUGGUGCUGUGUCCCUGGGAUCAGUUUGCGCACAUUAUAGAGUGGAGUGAAAUCAACAAGGAGCACUAUGAGAGGGACUGCCAUGUUGCCAAGCCCAGGCUCUGA
This is a messenger RNA of Closterium sp. NIES-65, 1683 nucleotides long. NCBI's taxonomy places the organism in Eukaryota, Viridiplantae, Streptophyta, Zygnematophyceae, Desmidiales, Closteriaceae. The record is from the annotation of a GenBank genome assembly.